AUGACGGAUAAGCGCAAGGUGCCGAUCGAUAUUCAGUAUAAGCGGCUCCUCGAUGCACUGGUAGAUCGUCGCAUUGUCCCGACCAAGUGGCUGGAGCAACUCAAGCACAUUCGCGACGCCAUCGCCGCGCUGUAUCCGGAGCUGCCAUUGGCCAACGACCAGCUGUCGCAGUUUUGCACCAAUCAGAAAUCGAGGCACGAGACGCUCACGUAUUUCGACUGCAAGUUCAUUUUCCAGUGUCUUGAGCACUCGGAAGACGGUGCAGGAAAGAACUUUUUCGGGCAGUAUACGUCCCCUGUGCUCAAGCGUUGGAGUGUCCUGCUCCGCCAGUAUGAGAAAAACAAUGUCUUUGCGGCCGAAGCGGCGCGCAUUAUUGCGCAGAAUACGGCAUUCGAGAUUCCGUUUUUGAGAAAGUCGAUCCAGCAAGACGAGAAGCAGAUUGCAGACAACAAUCGAAAGAUGGCGGAUCUGACGAGAAGGAUUGCAGAGUACAAGCGCAAACUUGAGGCCUCGUGUGCUGACAUGGGCAUCGCGGGGGAGAACUUUCGUCAAGAACUGCGACGCUUGCCACUAGAAUUGCCAUUCAUAUUCGACCAAAUAGCAACGACAGUAUGUUGUGUCGAAAUUGAUGGUGCUAUCGAGUAUCAUCAGGCUCUCCAGAGUUAUCUGCACGACUGUGAGGUUCCCACCGUGAUAUCAUCAGCAGAGCUUGUAGCUUCGCCUUGUUCACAGAAGGGUACAAAGAGCAAGAAGAAGGGUAAGAAAACGGCUGAAGCGACUGAAGCACGUGAGACCACGACGGAGGAGCCGUUCGAGCUAGUUGUCAAGCCACACAUAUUUUUUGAUGCUCUUGCAGAACUGAAACAAGCCAGCGAAGAGCUGGUUGCAAUGAAUGCGGCAUCGGAUUAUGAAGUGGGGGUGGCAAAAAUCAGCUGGGACGUUUCGCCCGAAGAUUGUAAUAGCACGGCUAAUGCUGAUGUAAUCGACUGGGGUAUCGAAACGGUUGGGUCUGCUGAACCCGAUGCUGCAGAUGAAGAUGCGCCGGUCGAGAUUGACUGGGACAUCACAACUUUGGACGUGGUGGAAGCCGUGGGCACGGAGAACGACACUGAAGGAAGGGAAGUUGUAGAAGCGGUGCCAAGUGUACCAUCAACCACCCGUGUAGGGCUCCUGCAUGAAAGUGAAUUCCGCACACGUGUUCUCAAUGAUCUGCUAGAACUGCGAGCAUUCCUCCGCCAGCGGCGAAUUGAGCUAUCUGGGAGCGACUUGAUUGCCUUUGCAAACCAAUUCCAGGGCUAUUCUCCACUAUUGGAACAGCAGAGCUCAGUGCAAGUCGAGAAGUUCCAGGCUGCCGUGGACAAAGCUGUAUCUUUGCUGACCAGCAGACGCCUGCAGCAAUUGGUACUCAUCGAAACCUCGGAGCGAUAUUUGGACAGACACGUUGCAAGUCUAGAGAUGCUGACCAAGCACAUGGACAAAUGCCGCCGUGAGAUUCACGAUCUCGAGGACAAGAAUGUGAGCUUGUUGGAUGCCGCGAAGAACGCUCAGCUGCAGAUCAGUUCACUUAUUGCCACAACGAAGCAGUUGAAGAAGGAGCUGGAAGCUGCGCUACCGCCUCUCUUCAAGGGAUACAAAGUGAACAUCGUCGGUGAAGUCAACAGCCUCUAG
Molecule: messenger RNA, 1668 nt
Organism: Peronospora matthiolae
Lineage: Eukaryota; Oomycota; Peronosporomycetes; Peronosporales; Peronosporaceae
Source: the annotation of a GenBank genome assembly